AUGGACGCGUGCAAAGAAAGUGGUAACUGGCGACUGGCUAUGUUUUUGUGGAACUGCUUGCGGCAGGCAGAAGUGAAGCCAAAUCGUGCCUGCUUCAACGCUUGCAUUGGCUCUUGCACGCAAAGCGGUGAGUGGCAGCAGGCGCUGACGGUACUCGGGGAAUUGUUGGAUUUGGCCAGGCUCAAUGCGCGUUGGCGUGACUCCUUGGCUGUGAACUACAGGGCCAUACUCGACGCCUGCAGGUCAGAAGGCUUGUGGCAGCAGGCUUUGGAACUAAUGACAGGGAUGCAGCAGCUAAGGUUGGAUGUUGACGUUGACAAAGUAUUGAAAGCAUUGCCGACAUUGUGA
Molecule: messenger RNA, 348 nt
Organism: Prorocentrum cordatum
Lineage: Eukaryota; Dinophyceae; Prorocentrales; Prorocentraceae
Source: the annotation of a GenBank genome assembly